ACUACGAUGUGGCGCUGAAAUCAAUGAAAAAUACUGGUCUCGCCUUGAUCCGAACCUUUGGCCUGUUUACUAAUCUGUGCUGUCAGUUUGCAAAGUUUGCGGCACAUUUUAGAGAUCUUAAAUAUGCAACUAAUUUUUACAUAAAUAAUAUAUAAGAUCAAGUUUUUUAAGUUAUAGGAAUUAUAUUAAUUGGAAAACAAUUGUCAGAAAAAUGACACAAGACACGGAAGUCAUUGAAUUGAUGUCAGAUGAAGAUGAGGAUACAGAAAAAUCUAAAUCUAAAGUUUGUAAUAGUAAUUGCAUCAAUUUUAAAUGUCGUUCUGGAUUAAAUAUGAUUAUAGCACCUUCCUUUGCAUGUGCUUUUUAUGGAGUCUCGAUUGAAAAAAAGAAAAAACGUAUAAUAUGUAAAGAAUGUUUUGAAGCUGCAAUGCAACAUCAAAGGCAACUGAUAAAAGCUCUUACAGAGAAUAAAUCACUAUUAGAUUGCCAUUUUCCGGAUCAUACAAUGGAAGUAGAAAUUUCUGAUAGCGAUGAUUCUGAUGAUGACAAGAAAAAGGAACUGGAUGAUGAUGAAUAUAUACCAGAAGAUGUUCUUUUAGAUAUUAAGGAUAGAUUAGAUGAUACUUUAUUACAUAUUUUCAAGAAGUAUAAUAUAGAGCAGCAGACUAAAACUGCAUAUAACUAUAUGCAAAAAAAAUGGCAAGAUAUACGUGCAACAAAUGAAUCUCUUCAUACUGAAAUACGGGGAGUAAUGCGUACUAUGGAUAAAUUGCGUAACAAGUUAUAUGAGGACUUUAGGCCACAAAUUAAAAUGCUUGAAGAACUUCAAAUAAAUGACGGAGUUACGGAAAAUGUCCAUCCUCUUGUAGCAACAAAGAAAGUGACGCAAGUACGCAUUCCACCUGCCACAUUACCACAAGAUAAUCAGCUGGAAGUUUUAGCAAUUGAGCCAUCAAACCUACAAAAAGUAAUAGUUCCUAAAUUACCACCAACUGGUCUACUUGUAAAAUCACCUCCAAAGAUAGACAGCAUAGUUUAUAUUAUGAAAAAUCCAGUUAUGCCAUGGAUUAAAGCAAAGAUCCAACUUAUAAUUUCGACAAAUCCAUGGGCUUUUCGUGUAAAAUUGUUGCAAAAGAAGUAUAAUGCAGCAGUCAAGACCAUUUCUGGUAAGCAGGUAGCAGUAGCCGAACUGUCUCAAGUUAUGAUUCCGGUUGGAACACGAGUUGUGGCUGUAUUUCACGAUGUUACUUUUAGUAAUUAUUAUAGUGGUAUAAUUGCCGAACCACCAAAAUCUACAAAUAAAUAUAGAUAUUUAGUGUUUUUCGACGACGGUUAUGCUCAGUAUGUCACCCAUAAAGAUAUCUACCUGGUUUGGGAGAUCUCACCGCGAAUUUGGGAAGAUGUUCCCAGCGAAUCGCGAGAUUUUGUGAAAAAAUACUUGGAAUCAUAUCCCGAAAGGCCAAUGGUGAAACUGCAAACAGGUCAGAUAGUCAAGACUGAGUGGAAGGGCAAAUGGUGGCUCGCGAGAGUCAUACAGGUCGACGCGAGUUUAGUGCAAAUGCAUUUUGAUGCUGAUAGGAGAACCGAAUGGAUUUACCGUGGAUCAACUAGAUUAUAUCCUUUGUAUCUCGAGAUUCGGAAAGCCAAUGCCAGACAACAACUUCAACAAUCGGGCAACGCACACGCUCGACAUCGUAUUCCUGUCGUUUCUAAUAAAAGUAAUUCACCUUAUGUUGAAUACACAUCUAACGUGGAAGAAGAUGUAUCACAAAAUGCACAAGUAGAAAAAACAGCAGUUACUGUUACAAGUAUAGCAUCCAGUACAUCGUCCGUUGUACCACAACAAUCGCGUGCGGUAGCUAAAAAAAGUACUGCUAAAAGACAAAAUAAUCUAGAUAGUAUGAUAUAUAAUUCUAUGAUAGAAACGAAACCGUCGCAUAGUAUCGUUUUUUACCAUACGCAAAGGAAAUAUGAACCAAAAAAAUAUGUUUCGCACAAAUGUGGACCAAAAUGUAUCAAAAACAUCAAAGUUUCACACGAUGAUCUCAAAGGACUUUCUCCACUCUCUGUUCCUCUAUUAUGUGGCUGGCAUCGUCAGCUUUGUAAAUAUUCUAAGGGCAAAAAAGUUAUAAUAUACCAAUCGCCAUGUGGCAUCAGGCUGCGAAAUAUGGAGGAGCUGCAUCGUUAUCUUCGUAUUACUGAGAGUACAUUGUCGGUUGAUCUGUUCGAUUUUGAUUACUGGGUACGUGCCUUCGCGGAUUUUGUCGUGGAGAAGUGCUUCAUCAACAUCAAAGAUCUCAGUUAUGGCGUGGAAAAUGUACCAAUACCAUGCGUGAACGAGUUGGAUCAUACUCAACCGGAUACUAUAAGAUACACCACAGAUCGAGAACCAACUGAAGGCGUUAAUUUAAAUUUGGAUCCUGCAUUUUUAUGCAGCUGCGAUUGCGAGGACGAUUGUCAAGAUAAAACAAAAUGUCAAUGCUGGCAAUUAACCAUACAAGGAGCAACUCUGGGAGGAAAAGUGCCAAAUACUGACGUUGGUUACAUUUAUAAACGUUUGCCCGAACCUGUAACCACGGGAAUUUACGAAUGUAAUUCGGGAUGCAAGUGUUCGGUGAAAACGUGUCUCAACAGAGUAGUGCAGCAUCCUCUUGGCUUAAGGUUACAAGUAUUCAAGACGGGACCGCGUGGUUGGGGCAUAAGAUGCCUCAAUGACAUCCCUCAUGGCGCUUUUAUCUGCAUAUAUGCAGGGAGAUUACUCACUGAACAAGGCGCAAACGAGGGAGGCAAGAAUUACGGCGAUGAGUAUCUGGCAGAAUUAGAUUAUGUGGAAGUAGUAGAAGGUUUCAAGGACGGUUAUGAGAGCGAUGUUCUCGAAUCAGAAAUACCGCAAUCAACAGCGGAAGAGGAUGAUAAGAAAAAAGCUAUCGACGUGAGUGAUGAGGAAGAUAAUACGAAGGGAAACACGAAUGACUCAGAUGAAGAUUUCAAUAUCGAUAACUACGUGGCUGACAAUAAAGAUUUGUUGGAAACAACUGCGGAAUCUUCCUCUAUCAGGAAACGUCUAAGAAAACGAAAAAGAGAAGAAACGGACAAUCAACCAGAUGUGUCCGAAGAGAAUAGCGAGGAUGGAAGCAUUACGAGAGGUUCGGAAAAUACGGCAAAGUCAUCUAUCAGUGAAAAUCAAGAUACAAUCAACAUAAGUGAUGAUGAUGAGAGUAGAAACGAUGUAAGAAGGGAACCAAGUAGGUUUGAACCGAAUAUGGAGCCAAAUCAAAUAGAAAAAUCGGCAUUCAAAUCCGUAAGAGAUUAUUUCGGCGAAGAUGAAGCUGUUUACAUCAUGGAUGCCAAAACGACUGGAAAUAUUGGUCGUUAUUUAAAUCACUCCUGCGAUCCAAAUGUGUUUGUACAAAAUGUUUUUGUCGAUACACAUGAUGUGCGUUUCCCGUGGGUAGCAUUUUUUGCUUUACAAUACAUAAAAGCUGGACAAGAAUUAACAUGGAAUUACAGUUACGACGUAGGAAGUAUACCGGGUAAAGUAAUCAUUUGUAAAUGUGGUGCAGCAAAUUGUCGAGGACGUCUUCUAUAAACUUUGCAAUUUAUUUCUUUUAACAAUCCGUCAAUUGAUUUUAUAUAAUAUAAUCAUAUUAUAUUAUAUCAUAUUAUACUGCCAUUAUUUAUCUACCAAAAAAAAUUUACAAUGUAAAAAUGUAUAAUAAGAUAUAUAAUUUAAGAGAUUUUGAGUUUGUUCUUUAUAGCUGAAUUGAACUGAUUGUUCUAGUUCAGAGUUUGUUUUUUUUUUUCUGCUGAAAGGAGAAAGCUUAAUUCUGAACUAGUGCAGCCAGUUCAGCUCAGUUCAGUUACAAAAAAACAGACUUUUAUUUCACUUGUAUAAAAAUUUGCACUAUAUAUCUGCUUGAUUUUCCAUGUUACAUUCACAUUUAUAUCUACAUUCAUGAACAAUUUGCAUCCAUAUUUACCUCUAUAUCCACCUCACAUUCCGGAAUUUAAUUUUUUAUGAAUUAUUUCUCUGAGUCAUAUUGUGUUAAUUAAUAUUUCAAUGAUUAAAUAAUUAAAUAUGAUUUAAUAAUAUAAAAAAAGUAUAUUCUUGUCAUCUUUCUAUUUGGAAUAUGAAGUUCAGGGCUUGUGUAAUUGGAUAUGAAAAACGAGAUCAAUGUGUUCAUAUAACAAUGAUGUAUUUGCUUAUUACUUUUGAUUAUUGUACAUCCUUAGCAUCCAUUAGAUACGUUACACCUUAUUAGCAUUGCAAAUGUAUUACUUCUUUUUUAUCGCAAUUUAUACAUAUCUUGUUCAAAACUCAAUUCAACGCACAAGUAUCUCAAAGGACAGUUUAGCACUUUGUUUCAGAGUAUAAGGAAUUCCACCGACCUAAUCACGAAAAUAUCGACUUAAAAUGGAGAAUAAAAUAUUAUAAACAAUUGUGACAUAAAAAUGUAUAAAAAGGUUUUUAGGAAAAUUUUCUAUAAAUUAAUAACAAACAAUAUGUACCAUCUUAUAGAAUAUAUCAAAAUACAUUAUAUUUUAUAUUG
Molecule: messenger RNA, 4550 nt
Organism: Cataglyphis hispanica
Lineage: Eukaryota; Metazoa; Arthropoda; Insecta; Hymenoptera; Formicidae
Gene: egg
Product: histone-lysine N-methyltransferase eggless
Exons: 15
Coding region: 212-3589 (1125 amino acids)
Biological process (GO): negative regulation of gene expression; heterochromatin organization
Cellular component (GO): nucleus
Molecular function (GO): DNA binding; protein binding; histone H3K9 methyltransferase activity
Source: RefSeq, a predicted model, not a curated record